Molecule: messenger RNA, 3229 nt
Organism: Cuscuta epithymum
Lineage: Eukaryota; Viridiplantae; Streptophyta; Magnoliopsida; Solanales; Convolvulaceae
Source: the annotation of a GenBank genome assembly
CCCAAAAUUAAUUAUUUGGGCAUAAACUAAUUUUGGUAAAACUCCUUUCUCUCUUCGCCGGCGAUGGACCUCUUCAAGUCUGUAACACCUAUACACUUCCGAUCCGACUCGGAAUUUCUUCAUUCCGACAUCAACGACUGAUGAGCAUGGUCGACGUGAUCAAAUGCUGCCUUGAUUCCAUCUCACAGAUAUCAGAUGACAUUAAAGAUGCCAUAGUGUACUUGGAUGCUGGAUCCACAGAGAGCUUUCAGUUGCUGGGAGCAUUUUCAUUGUUAUAUGAGCUUGGAGCUUAUUCCAUCUGCAGUUUGGAGAAGUCGUCACCUCUUGAUGAGGUGGCCGAUGGGACUUCAAAUGCAGAUUCUGAAAAGAAAAUUGUCAUCAUCACAACACGCCUUCUGAGUGAUGCUCAUAGAUACAUUUUACGGUGUCUCAGCACUCUUCAGAAUGUACAUCAGUGUGCAAUAUUUACAUCAAUUUCAGAGACGGCUCACUCAGCAUAUCCUGAUUCACCUCUAGGUCCAGAUGCUUUCCGUGAAUAUGAAUCUUUGCUUGUUCUAGACUACGAAGAGCAGCUCGUUAGAAGAUCUCAUACAAACUCUGCACCUUCUGGAGAAAACCUAUCAAAUGAUACUGUAGCUCCUAAAGACAAAGAGUUGCCACCAAUUGCUACCACUGCAGAACAUAUAUCCAUAUACAAUGCCAUUUCAAGUGUAAAGAAUCCAGAGAAGGACACUUUUAUUGACAAAGCAGUGGCUACACGAAGCAAGUUGGUUGUUUCUGUGCACCACUUCCCUUUGGUCUUAUGUCCCUUUUCACCUAGAUGUUUUGUCUUACCUUCUGAAGGAUCUGUUGCUGAAGCACACUUGUCGACUGAACAAGAGAAUUCUAUAAGCCGUGGCUUGCCUCCAAUAAGCACAGGAAUACCUCCCGACGGUGAAGAUGUCCCUCCUGGAGCAACUCUUACUGCUCAAUUUCUUUAUCAUUUAGCAACUAAGAUGGAUUUGAAACUGGAGAUAUUUUCUCUUGGUGAUUUCUCAAAAACUGUCGGUAAGCUUCUAACAGACAUGUCAAGCCUUUAUGAUGUUGGUCGCCGUAAAAGAUCAGCAGGAUUAUUAGUUAUUGACCGCACACUUGAUCUUCUCACCCCUUGUUGUCACGGGGAUUCACUGGUGGAUCAAAUUUUUUCUUCACUUCCUCGUAGGGAACGAACAACAACAUCGUUAGGCUCACAAAACCAACUCAAAUAUGGGCCCACUUAUGUGAGACGAGCUCCACUUAGUGUUAUGAUACCACUUGAAAACUUUAUUCAGGAAGAAGGAAGUUCACGAAAAAGCAAAUCCAGUCUGGUAGAGUGCAGUGAAGCCUUUUUAAGUGGUUGGAAUGGAGAAAAGUCAUUGAAAAGUUUUGACUGUGAUUUUCUUUCCGGGUCCUUUGUCUCCACCGAUAACUAUCGAGGAACUCCGUAUCUGGAGGCUAUUCUAGACAAUAGAACAAAAGAUGGGAUUCUACUAAUCAAGAAAUGGCUUCAGGAGUCUUUACGUCUGGAAAACAUUUCCUUAAGUACAAAAAUAAGUCCCAGUAAUUAUGUUUCGAAGGCAGAGCUACAGGCAUUGAUAAAAGCAUUGACUAAAACCCAAUCAUCAUUGAUAAGAAACAAAGGGAUAAUUCAUUUAGCCAUAGCAGCUUUCUACGUUUUGGAUGAAUUGCAUAGUUCGAGAUGGAAUGCGUUUAACAGUGCUGAGAAGAUAUUGACAGUAAACGCUGGAGAUACAACCCAGAGUCUUGCUGCUCAAAUCAACGAUCUUAUUAACAAAAGUGCUUUCGUUGGUGUGCAUGAGGCUACAACAAAGGGUCUACUCACUCUUCAAGAUUCCCUUCUCCUUUUAGUCAAUGGAUAUAUAUUAGGUGGUGAGAAUUUCCCAACAUCUGGCUCUAAUGGUCCUUUCUCUUGGCAAGAUGAGCAUUCCAUCAAAGAAUCCAUCAUUGACGCAAUCAUUGAAAACCCAGCAGUGUCUAAACUGAAGUUUCUCCAAGGCCUGACAGAAGAACUUGAUGAAGCUAAUUCAAACAAGAAAAAACAAGACAAAAAGGAAGAAAUUCUUGACCAAGUAGAGACCACUGAUUUUGAUGAGGAGUGGGACAAUUGGGACGAUGAAGAUGCUGAUAAUGAUAAAAGUAAAGAGAAAGUUUAUGGUGACAUGCAGCUAAAAUUAGAGUUACGUGAUAAAGUAGAUAAUCUUUUCACAUUCUUGCACAAACUGUGUAAACUGAAGAGCAACGUGAUGUUUAGAGAGUGGUCAUUAAGCUUGGAGAAUAAAUUCAGUGACGAUCCUUACUCCAAGAAAGGAAUGCUUUAUAAAGUGCUAAGCAAGGUACUUGAGAAGCAGGAUGUGCCUGGCUUAGAGUACCAUUCAACAACUGUUGGCCGGCUUUUUAAAAGUGGGUUUGGGAGAUUUGGACUUGGACAGACAAAACAAAGCCUUGCAGAUCAGAAUGUCAUUUUGGUGUUUGUCAUAGGGGGCAUCAAUGGCGUUGAGGUAAGGGAAGUCCAGGAGGCAUUAUCCGAAAGCAGCCGACCUGAUAUAGAUUUGGUUCUAGGUGGAACCACUCUUCUAACCCCCAACGACAUGUUUGAAUUACUCCUUGGAGAGUCUGGCUACAUUUAAGGCUCUCCUUGAAUUUGUAGCAUUAAAACUUAGUGAAAUGCUAUGCGGAAGUGCGGAAAAGACUUUCACAAUGUAGAUAACACAGACAAGACUUUUCAUAGGUGGAUGGAGUAACUAUUAUGCCUUCUUUAAUGCCCUGAGCCCAGACACAUUGCUCUCCCAGUGACGCACAUCAUCAAAAUCAUGACGAGUAUGUGAUGACAUCAUUGUGAUUCUGGCGGUGUAACGUAAAUGGUGAUUUUGUGAGCACGACUACCUCUGAUGGGUGAACCUAAAGGAUCUUGUUAAUAGGGAGUAAAUUUUGCCCGAGAUUAUGACAUCAUAAUUCAAACAGGAUAUGGACCAAGUUAAUACUAGUAGUAAUUUCUAGGGAUAACUGCAGUUUGAGUAGGUAUCCUAAAACCGGUAAAGUCCAUCCAUUUUCAUUACAUUCCUCUAUUAUUGUUAUGAUCUUCGAAGAUCAAAUAGCAGGAUCAUUGUGAUACCUUACAUUUGUUAACGAGUCAUACGUAGUAUGUUAUAUGGACUAUGGAUCGGAGUAUCAUAAGAAAAACAGAAAAUCC